UCAACACUACAGAGACACUGCCACAAAGGGCAAAGAGGCCUAUCAGCAAACAAAGUUUGUGCUUUUAGAGUGUGUGAAGAAGGAAGAGCAUAAUCCAUGGCGGCUACUAGAGCAAUAACCAUAGCGAGCAAUUCCACAUGCACUCUCCUUAGAAAGAAACCCUUUGUGGGUGGCACUGCCCUUUCCCUCAACAACCUCAAAUUUGGUCGGACUAGGAGGUCUUAUACCUGCAGGGCCAUCUACAAUCCCCAGAUUGUCGUCAAGGAAGAAGGCCAGCCCGAAACCCUCGACUAUAGAGUUUUCUUUGUUGACCAAUCUGGCAAGAAGGUUUCUCCCUGGCAUGAUAUUCCAUUGCGAUCGGGUGAUGAUAUCUUCAACUUCAUUGUUGAGAUUCCUAAAGAAUCCAGUGCAAAGAUGGAGGUUGCAACUGAUGAGGCUUUCACUCCCAUAAAACAAGAUACAAAAAAGGGAAAGCUCCGAUAUUAUCCCUACAAUAUACAUUGGAACUAUGGCUUACUUCCACAAACAUGGGAAGAUCCAUCUUUUGCAAACUCUGAAGUUGAAGGAGCACUGGGAGAUAACGAUCCAGUUGAUGUUGUUGAGAUUGGUGAAAGACAGGGGAAAAUAGGUGAGGUUCUGAAGGUCAAACCCUUGGGUGCAUUAGCCAUGAUUGAUGAAGGAGAACUUGAUUGGAAAAUAGUUGCAAUCUCAUUAGAUGAUCCAAGGGCGUCAUUGGUGAAUGAUGUUAAUGACGUUGAGAAGCAUUUUCCUGGAACUCUAACUGCAAUUAGGGACUGGUUCAGAGACUACAAGAUACCUGAUGGAAAGCCUGCUAAUAAAUUUGGGCUCGGCAACCAGGCAGCUAAUAAGGAAUACGCGCUUAAGGUUAUCACAGAGACCAACGAGUCCUGGAAUAAACUUAUUAAGAGAUCAAUUCCUGCAGGAGAGUUGUCUCUUGCGUAGAGAUUUUGGGAGGGUCUGUGUUCAUGCCAUUGCUUGCAUUUUGUACAAUUCUAUUUAUGAAGUAGCAAUCUCUUCUGUUUAGCUUACCGGUUAUAUCUUCGACUCUGUUCAGUUGGUCAGGCGUUAGUUCAAUAAAUCCAUCUUGCUUGUGUAUUCUA
Molecule: messenger RNA, 1121 nt
Organism: Vigna angularis (adzuki bean)
Lineage: Eukaryota; Viridiplantae; Streptophyta; Magnoliopsida; Fabales; Fabaceae
Product: soluble inorganic pyrophosphatase 6, chloroplastic
Exons: 6
Coding region: 97-963 (288 amino acids)
Biological process (GO): phosphate-containing compound metabolic process
Cellular component (GO): cytoplasm
Molecular function (GO): magnesium ion binding; inorganic diphosphate phosphatase activity
Source: RefSeq, a predicted model, not a curated record